CUGUGUGCUCUUACCCAGCAGGGGGCAUCUGUUGCAUGGAUAUUCACUAAUACACAGCUAGGCCCAAAAGCAUUCAAUAAGCUUUAAUAUCCAGAUGUGGUGAUGUUGAUCAGAACCUAACGACGAUUGCACAGAAUGUAGACACAGACUCAGGCUCCUAUUGAAAGAGCAGCAUUGCAGAAGACCUGCUUUAGAACCAGUCUGAGCUAUCCAAAGGUUCACAAAACACUUAAUAUUGAGUAGGCUGUAUAUGUAACACUCACCUCCUGGGUUUGGUGUACUAUCCCAUGUAGUGGUACCGAGGCCACUUAGAGAAAGAGAUUGAGUUUGCUCUACAGCCUUAGCUAAUAGCCAUGUGGCUUUUAGCUCAUGCUGUAGAGGCUCACGCACUAAGCUCCAGAGGCCCUAGGUUCAAUCCUGGCAACUGGGAUCUGUUGGUGUUACAUAUACUAACACUCCUCUUUCUGACACCAUUUAGUUACUGAUGGGAGAUCAAGAUGUUAUUACGGAAGUCCCAGCAGCACUGAAACGGUUGGCCAAAUACAUGGUGCGUGGCUUCUAUGGGGUAGAGUACGCACUGGUCCUUGAUGUAUUGAUCCGAUACCCCUGUGUGAAGGAGGAUGACUUGUUGCUACUGCUCAAGUAUGAACGCAAACAGUUGCGCACUGUCCUCAACACACUCAAGGCAGAUAAAUUUGUCAAGCUGCGCAUGCGGGUUGAAACAGGGCCCAAUGGGAAGAGUACAAGGCAUAAUUACUACUACAUCAACUACAAGGUGCUGGUGGAUGUGGUGAAGUACAAACUGGAUCAUGUGCGCCGGAAGAUAGAGGCAGAUGAGCGGGAUUCAACUACUAGGUCCUCCUUCAAGUGUCCAUCUUGCUUCAGCACUUACACAGACCUGGAAGUAAAUCAGCUGUUUGACAUAUUCACAGAGACUUUCCGCUGCACCUACUGCAAUGCUGAAGUUGAGGAGGAUGCCUCUGCGCUUCCCAAACGAGAUGCUCGAACCUUGCUAGCAAAAUUUAACGAACAGAUCGAACCCAUCUUUGCACUGCUGCACGAGACUGAAGAUGUUGUUCUACCACAUGAUUUGCUUGAGCCUCAGCCAACAGAAAUUCCAGAGCUAUCAGAAAGCUUUGAACAGAAGGUGUGUUCAAGCAUCCUGGACUCCAGUACCCAUCCUGAGAAAUGGGCCAACAAGAAUUCAUCUGUCCCUAAUAUGUAUGUUCAAAACUUGGUCAUUGAUGUCCAAGAUUCUGAACCAAAGAAGAAAGGGAAGGAAAAAGUGACUAAAGAACAUCCUAUAUGGAUGACACAAAGUACUGUACAAGGAGCAUCUUCAUAUGCAACUGACUCCAGUAUUGAAACGUCCAAAGAAACUGAUGACUCUGUUAAGGAAGCUGUUCCUGAUAAUGAAGUAAUAAGGACUCUUCUCAUCCAUGAAUCUAAGUCUUCCUCUGGCACAGCUCAUCCCCCUCCUCUUGCCAAAAACAAACUGCUUGAGUCAGAAAGUGACACCAGUGAAUCAGAGGAGGAGGCCAAACAUGCAAAACCUGCGGUAGUUAAAGCAGCAGGGAGUGACUUGGAACAAGAGGAGCAGGAAACACUGGAUCCUACAGUAAUGGUUGCUGGACAGGCCCACUUGUACAGUGAAGUUAGUGCCAAUCCAGAUCUAGUGUCACUUAUGACAGACGAAGAGAGAGAAAUUUACAUUAAGGUGGGACAAGAAAUGUUCCAGUCUGUCUUUGAGUAAAUGCAUGAAUUAAAAAGCAGUUAUACUGCACAUGUAAAUUUUUUAGAUGUGCUGUGUGAAGUUCCUGUAGUAGCUUAACCUACAGUUGUUGCUGGGUGAAACACAUAUAAAGUUGAGGAUAUUUUUGUGAAGGUGGUGGUAUAGUCUAAAUUCUCUCCUUGGAGAGCUCGCUAUUUAAUUUUUACUUCUGUUGCUUCUCCAAAGCAACAACGUGAAGAUGUUGCAGAUAACCUUGGUUGUUUCCAUAUAGUUCCUGUUUGUGAAACAGUCCUAAAUUUUGUUUAAUAUGCUAAGUAUUGUAACGAAGAGACAAAAUGUAAUGCUUUAAUUACUUUAGAAGCAGGAAUCAUCUUGUCUGAUCAAUAAAUAAAUCACACCAGGACACAAUUGUCUGAGUGCUAAAAUAAAUGCCUAAAACCA
This is a messenger RNA of Gopherus flavomarginatus (Mexican gopher tortoise), 2173 nucleotides long. RefSeq names its product general transcription factor IIE subunit 1-like. Gene Ontology annotation, biological process: transcription open complex formation at RNA polymerase II promoter; transcription initiation at RNA polymerase II promoter. Bases 485 to 1753 code for a protein of 422 amino acids. Gene Ontology annotation, cellular component: transcription factor TFIIE complex. The record is from RefSeq and is a predicted model, not a curated record. The transcript has 4 exons. Lineage: Eukaryota; Metazoa; Chordata; Testudines; Testudinidae.